AAGCCAAUGGGAGCAAGGGACGGGCUCGGGCUCGGGGGCGGGGCUGAUGCGCGCACGCCGAGGCGGAGGGGCCCAGCCGGCGCCGCGCGGGGUGGUCGUUGCUUUCAGUGCGCUCCUUGCCGCCCGCGCCCGCUCCCUCUUAUGGCGGCGCUGCUGCCGCCGCCGCUGCUUGCUCUCCUGCUCGCCCUUCUGUGCGCGCAGCCGUGCCCGGGCGGCAGGGCUCCAGCCUCCUCCCCGGCCGUGACGGCCCGGCUGGCGGCGAAGUGGCCGGCGACCCCGCUGCUGCUGGAGGCGAGUGAAUUUAUUGCAGAAGAUGGUAAUGAGAAGUUUUGGCAGUUCUUGGAAACUGUGCGAGAAUUAACAAUUUAUAAGCAAGGAGAUUCAGAGCAUUCUUACUACAAUUUAAUCUUGAAGAAAGCAGGACAAUUUUUAUCCAAUUUGCAGAUCAACCUAUUGAAGUUUGCACUUUCCAUAAGGGCAUACUCUCCAACUGUUCAGAUGUUUCAACAGAUUGCAGCUGAUGAACCUGCACCAGAAGGCUGCAGUGCAUUUGUCGUUAUCCAUGAGAAGCACACCUGUAAGACUAAUGAAAUAAAAAAACUGUUGAAGAAGGCUACUAAGAGACCCAGGCCGUAUCUUUUUAAGGGAGACCAUAAAUUCCCAGCUCUCAGAGAGAAUGGUCCAGUGGUUAUUCUUUAUGCAGAAAUGGGUACAAAAGACUUUGUUAAAUUCCACAAGAUUUUAUCUGAAAAGGCGCAAAAGGAGGAAAUUGUUUAUGUUCUCCGGCAUUAUGUUCAGAAACCAAGUUCCAGAAAAAUGUAUUUAUCUGGAUAUGGUGUAGAACUUGCAAUAAAGAGCACAGAAUAUAAAGCAGUAGAUGACACACAGAUUACAGGAACAAAUGACACAACAGAAGAGGAAGGUGAUGAUGAUGAGGAAAGUGAUGUCCAAGGAUUUCUCUUUGGCAGAUUAAAACAAAUGCAUCCUAAUCUGAAAAAUAAUCUGAAAGAGUUUAAAAAACAUCUCAUUGAAACUACUAACAACAUGGAACCUCUGAAGGUCUGGGAGCUACAGGAUCUUAGUUUUCAAGCAGCUGCUCGAAUUACAUCUACCCCAGUUUAUGAUGCCUUAAAGGCAAUGAAAGACAUAGCUCAGAACUUCCCAAUAAGAGCCAGAUCAUUGACCAGAGUGCCUGUAGACAAGCAAAUGCGAAAUGAAAUAGAAGAAAAUCAGAAGCAUUUUUAUGAAAUACUUGGAAUUCAACCUGGAGAAGCACGCUUAUUUCUAAAUGGCCUUCAUAUUGAAAUGGAUUUUCAUGAUCCAUUUAGUAUCUUAGAGACUCUUAAACUGGAAGGAAAAGUGAUGCAUGGUCUUCAUGAGCUUGGAAUCAAAGAGGAGAUCCUGAGUAAAUUUAUGAGAUUGCAUAUACAUCCUGCAGAUGACAGUUAUGCACUAGAUAUUCGGCACUCUUCGAUAAUAUGGGUUAAUAAUAUAGAAAAAGAUCACAGCUAUAGCACGUGGCCUGCAAGCUAUCAGGAGUUGCUUAAGCCAGCAUUUCCCGGAGUUGUACAGCAGAUUAGGCGCAAUUUGUAUAAUUUGGUACUUUUUAUUGAUCCCAUCCAAGAAGAUACAAGUGAUUAUAUGAAACUGGCAGAAUUAUUCUCUCAUCAUAAUGUACCACUUCGAAUUGGAUUUGUUUUCAUUUUAAGUACAAAAGAAGAAAUUGAUGGAAAUGAAGAUGCUGGAAUAGCCCUUUGGAGAACUUUUAACUACAUUGUGGAAGAGACUGACACCUCUCAAGCCUUUACCUCUAUAAUUAAUAUGUACCAUGAAGUGAAAGAUGGAAAUAUUCUAACGGUAAAUCAUGUGAAAAAUGUUCUUAGACAUGAAUUCCCCCACGCUGAUGUUCAGAGUAUAUUAGGUGUUCACUCUGAAUAUGAUGAAGGGAGGAAGGCAGGAGCAACCUUUUAUAAAAAGACUGGCCUAGGUCCAUUGCCUCAAGCUCUGUUUAAUGGUGUGCCCUUUAACAGAGAAGAGAUGGAUGGUACAGAGUUAGAGACAGUUAUUCUCCAGAGGAUUAUUGAUGCCACCGGGUUCUUCCAGAGGGCAGUUUUCAUGGGUUUAUUGAAUGAUCAUAUAAAUGCAAUAGAUUUUCUUAUGGAACAGCAGAAUGUAGUUUCCCGUAUAAACCCGACUAUUCUUGGAGCAGAAAGAAAAUACAUACAUUUCAGAUCUACAUCUGUUCCUUUUGAUGUGCAAGACUUCUCUACUUUCUCCUUUUUGGACUCACAAGACAAGAGUGCUGUAAUUUCAGAUGACAUGAAGUAUUUAACAAAAAAAGAUGAAGAUGUAUUAUAUGCUGUUACUAUCUGGAUUAUUGCUGAUUUUGAUAAGCCAGCAGGAAGACAACUGCUUUCUAAUGCCUUGAAACACUUGAAAACAAGCAGACAUACACGACUUGGGAUUUUGAACAAUCCUUCAUCAAAAAUAAAGGAAGAUAGCACAGCCAUUGCAAGAGGAAUUUUGACAGCUUUUUUAACCCAAAACAACAACAGCCUAAGAAGUUUCCUAAGUAAACUCACUAAGGAAGAGACAGCAAAAUCCCUUGCUGCUGGAACUAAAAUUGUUAAAUUCCUCAUCACAGGAAUGGAUGACGAUACUUUUGAGAAGAAAUACAACACUUUAGGACUGGAUAUAAUUAAAACCCACCAGAUGUUUUGCCAGGAGGUUCUCAAACUGCUUCCUGGGCAAAUGGCUGUUAUGAGCAAUGGUAGGAUACUAGGUCCUUUAGAUGAAAAUGAAUUUUAUGCAGAAGACUUUCACUUAUUGGAAAAAAUAACAUACAGUACCUCAGCAGAGAAGAUUAAAACUAUUGUCAAAGAGAUGGGAAUCAGUACUAAAAGCAAAUUAUGUGCGUCUCAAUAUAGUGGCAGUGAUUUGAUUAUGAAAAUAGAUGCCCUGCUGUCCUCUUUGCCUAAAACAGAGAUGAGACAAGAUGCUGAAUUACUCAAAGAACAGCACAGCGUAGUAAAAAUAGAUCCUCAGCAGAAUCAACCAUUCUAUGAUGUUAUUGCUAUUGUUGAUCCAUUGACAAGAGAAGCACAGAAGAUGGCUCAUUUAUUGAUUGUACUCAAAGACAUUAUCAAUAUGAAACUCAGGUUGUUUCUGAACUGCAGAUCUAAGCUGUCAGAAGUGCCACUGAAGAGCUUCUAUAGGUUUGUUCUGGAACCAGAAUUAACUUACGGAAUCAACAAACACCUUCCUUCUGAACCUCUGGCAAAAUUCCUAGAAUUGCCAGAAUCACCCCUUUUGACUCUAAACUUGAUCACUCCUGAAAGCUGGUUGGUUGAAGCAGUGAACAGUUCUUGUGAUCUUGAUAACAUUCACUUGCAGGACAUAAAAGGGACUGUUACAGCAGAAUAUGAACUAGAAUAUAUAUUGCUUGAAGGACAUUGCUUUGAUGUGACAACUGGACAGCCUCCUCGAGGGUUACAGUUCACUUUGGGCACAAAGAAUAAUCCUGUCAUGGUUGAUACUAUUGUGAUGGCCAAUCUGGGAUAUUUUCAGCUGAAAGCAAAUCCAGGUGCUUGGACACUGAGAUUGCGUAAAGGAAGAUCUGAAGACAUUUAUCAUGUUUUUUCCCAUGAAGGAACAGAUUCUGUAGCUGACCUGGCAGAUGUUAUUGUGGUAUUAAACAACUUCAGAAGCAAAAUUAUCAAAGUCCAAGUGCAGAAAAGGUCUGAUAAAAUGAAUGAAGAUCUCCUUACUGAUGGAAUAACAGAAGAAGAAGGAAAUUGGGACUCAGUUACAAGUUUUUCAGAAGAAAUUCCAGUAGAAGAGAUGGAAAAGAAAAGUGAUAUUCUUAACAUUUUUUCAGUCGCUUCAGGCCAUUUAUAUGAACGUUUUGUAAGAAUUAUGAUGCUUUCUGUUCUACGCCAUACAAAAACACCGGUUAAAUUUUGGUUUCUGAAAAACUAUCUCUCCCCAACAUUCAAGGAUGUUAUUCCUCAUAUGGCUAAGAAAUAUGGAUUCAAGUAUGAGUUAGUACAGUAUAAGUGGCCCCGCUGGCUUUAUCAACAGACAGAAAAGCAAAGAAUUAUCUGGGGCUACAAAAUUCUUUUUUUGGAUGUUCUUUUCCCUUUGGCUGUGGAUAAAAUAAUAUUUGUCGAUGCUGACCAGAUUGUGAGAAGUGACCUAAAAGAACUUAGAGAUCUAGAUCUAAAUGGAGCUCCUUAUGGAUACACUCCUUUCUGUGACAGCCGUACAGAAAUGGAUGGGUACCGUUUCUGGAAAUCAGGAUAUUGGGCAUCACAUCUUGGGAAAAGGAAAUACCACAUUAGUGCAUUAUAUGUUGUGGAUCUUAAGAAGUUCAGAAAGAUUGCAGCAGGAGACAGGCUUCGGGGCCAGUACCAGGCUCUUAGUCAAGAUCCAAACAGUCUAUCAAAUCUAGAUCAGGAUCUUCCCAAUAAUAUGAUUCAUCAAGUAGCUAUUAAGUCUCUCCCUCAGGAAUGGCUUUGGUGUGAAACCUGGUGUGAUGAUGAAUCCAAGAAAAAGGCUAAAACAAUAGACUUGUGCAACAAUCCCCAAACCAAAGAACCCAAAUUACAGGCUGCUGUCAGGAUAGUUCCUGAAUGGGUUGAGUAUGACUCUGAGAUACAAAAGUUAAUAGAAAAAAUUGAAGAGGAGAAUAAAAAUCGAACAUCAUUCUCUCAAAAAGGUUUUAAGCACGAUGAACUUUAGCAUCACCUGUAAACAGCAACGGUGACAGCUCAGUGGUCGUCUGUGAAAGACUGAAUGGAAGUUGUGAAUAUUACAUUGGCGCUAUUUUUAACAUUCUUCAAUGUGAAGUCAAGUAUUUUAUAACUUAAAAUGUUAUUUAAAAGUUUUAAAUGAAAGAACAGAAGAGACAAAUCCCCAGGUACUUGAUUCUUUUAACCAGUAUAGAAUAGCUUGCCUAAUUUCUUCUUUUUUAUUUUCUUUCUGUAAAACACAGUUGCCCAAAGGAUUUUAGAAUAUACAGAAUGAUGUAUUCAACUCUUCAAAGUUAAAUUGCAUCAGCUUUUUUGGGAGGUGGGGGGAGGAAGAGAGUUAAAUAGGUACACGAACACUGUUUUGUGCCCAUUACAUGCAUUAAGCUAUUUGAAUUUAAAUAUAAAGAAUUUUGAUUAUAUGUCUAUAAUUUGGUCCCUGGAGAAAAGCUGUGGUUGCAAGACAGAUUCUUAGUGCAGCAAAGUUAUGAUGUAAGAAGUAGCUUGUUAGUGGAAUUUAAACCACACAAAUCUCACUAAAUCAACUUUGAAGCUUACUAAAGCAAGGAAUGCAGUUUUUAAUUUACUAUGCAGGUUGCUGCACCCUUAUCAAUUUAAAAGAAUAAUCUUUGAUUCUUAGGCUGUUUUUGGUCAAUUAAAUAGUAUGUUGUAGGAUUGCAUUAUCUUUUUUGGUUAAGAUGAUUUUCUAGCCAGCAUGCAUAUCAGAAAGUCAGUAACUGCGAACUGUUUCCACUCAGUUUUAAUCAUCAUUAUUCUGUUUAGAAUUUGAAAUAAAAUAAUAAAAUUCUUGAUUAAUUGUGACUAUCGAUGGUGUCUACUGUAAUUUUAUAAAUAUAUACUCACAUAACUCUUGAUCUAAGGGGCCACUGACAUUUUAAUCCUCAAAAACUUGCAGUCAAAAGGUUCUUCCAGUAUGCAUAUUUGAAAAUAGGUAAUUUAUUAAAUUGAAAUUUUGAAAAAUUGGAAGUGUCUUAAAUACUCUGCUGCUUCGGUUUCCUGGUUUUAAAAUAGAUUGGAUGUUACCACAAAUUCUUUUAAGAACAACUUAAUGCAGUCUUUCAAUCUGAAUGCAUAUAAUUAUUUUGAAAGGUAUAUUUGGUAGGCAUUUUCUUUGUAAGAAGUACCCAAUGAAAUAUUUUAUGUGUAACCCAACAGUCAUAAUCAGAUAAUACUAACUUCAGUCCUCUUAAGCAUUUCACUAUAUUUGUCUUGUUGUUACAUUUUUUUGUAUAAUGUAAUACUUAAGAAUAUCAAGCAGCAAGUGAAACACUAAACAUAUGUUUUAAGUUGGUAUGUUUUAUAACAUACAGAUGGGCAUGUAAUAGACUGAGCAGAUAUGUGCACAGUUACUAUAAAUUUAAUCUGUAGCAAGAUAACAGCUGAUACCCCAUAUAUAAAGAGGAAAAAAGAAAUUAGUCAACUGCUUGCUCUGUGUGUGUGUGUGGUUUUUUUUUUUUUUUCCCCCCUCUUCAAACUUACACUUACAUACUGGUGCUUAAUUUACAGCAGUGUUUGCUUCACAUUGAACUGUCCUGGAAUUUCAUACUUAAAGCAUACAUUAGAAAACUUUUUUCAACCCAGAAGUUAAAGGUUCUGUAUCUUUAAGAAACCUUAGUUCUCUUCAAUUAUGUUCAUCUGUGUGGGAAACUUCUGUUAUGCAGUAUAAAAGGUGGAUAAUUUAUGCAGUGAUUUCUUGUUACUUUUAGCUGUAAAAUUCUGUUCUUUUUAAAAUUGGAUUACUUCUACGUGCUUUAAAAAGAACUAUAUCCUUUAAAAAAAUUUCCUUUAGAUUAUUUAAAUGAUUAGAAUAUAAUUUAUGAAAAAUGUAAUUUGCUGGUGAUACUUUAAAGAUUUAAAAGGUUUCAUGCCGUUUUCUACAGUGUUGUAUAUGUUUGCAAAAAUGUUUUAUGGCUUUUCUUUUUUCUGCAUAAUAAUCAUAUUUUCAAAGAAAGUUCUUUUUUUGAAAUGAUGUAUUGAUUUAUAAAACAAAGAAAGAGGUCCAGCAAAUAUAUUAACUACUUUUCAAAGAUCUGUUUAAAGCAGCACUUUGAAUAAUUAGCAUAUCAUUAUAUUUUUAAUAAUAAAAGAAUGGAUUGUAUAUGUUGUACAAAAUAUUAAAGAUGCCACUGGAGAAAAAUAA
Dromaius novaehollandiae (emu) is the source of this 6909-nucleotide messenger RNA. It is a transcript of the gene UGGT2, whose product is annotated as UDP-glucose glycoprotein glucosyltransferase 2. The record is from RefSeq and is a predicted model, not a curated record. Bases 7 to 4740 code for a protein of 1577 amino acids. Gene Ontology annotation, molecular function: UDP-glucose:glycoprotein glucosyltransferase activity. Gene Ontology annotation, cellular component: endoplasmic reticulum. The transcript is spliced from 39 exons. Lineage: Eukaryota; Metazoa; Chordata; Aves; Casuariiformes; Dromaiidae.